CAAGGGUGGCGUGGGAAUCUUUCGAAGCCGGCAUUCCUGUUUUUAUACCGACUUAGCGCACUGCACGCCACAUACAGAUUGAUUUGCUAAGCAUCAAAUCUCCGAAAAAUGGCAGAUAACGAUGACCUUCUAGAUUAUGAAGAUGAAGAACAAACUGAACAAGUAAUUGAAACAAAUGGAGAAGUUGCUCCAGCAAAAAAAGAAGUUAAAGGAACAUACGUUUCUAUUCAUAGUAGUGGUUUUAGAGAUUUUCUGUUAAAGCCAGAAAUCCUUCGUGCAAUUGUUGACUGUGGAUUCGAACAUCCGUCAGAAGUUCAACAUGAAUGUAUUCCACAAGCUGUUCUUGGUAUGGAUAUACUUUGUCAAGCCAAAUCUGGAAUGGGAAAAACAGCAGUAUUUGUAUUAGCUACUUUACAACAGAUAGAAUUGACUGAAAAUCAAGUUUAUGUCCUAGUAAUGUGCCAUACUAGAGAAUUAGCCUUUCAAAUAAGCAAAGAAUAUGAAAGAUUUAGUAAAUACAUGCCUCAAGUCAAGGUAGCAGUAUUUUUUGGAGGUCUACCAAUACAAAAAGAUGAAGAAGUUUUGAAAACAAUGUGCCCACAUAUAGUUGUUGGAACACCUGGACGUAUUUUAGCUUUAAUUAAAAGUAAAAAACUAAAUUUAAAGCAUUUGAAACAUUUUGUUCUUGAUGAAUGUGACAAAAUGUUAGAACAAUUAGAUAUGCGCAAAGAUGUUCAAGAAAUUUUCCGAAGUACGCCUCAUGGGAAACAAGUUAUGAUGUUCAGUGCUACAUUGUCAAAAGAGAUUCGUCCAGUCUGUAAAAAAUUUAUGCAAGAUCCUAUGGAAGUUUAUGUAGAUGAUGAAGCUAAACUCACUCUUCAUGGUUUACAACAACAUUACGUAAAACUAAAAGAAAAUGAAAAAAAUAAGAAGCUUUUUGAACUUUUGGAUGUUCUUGAGUUUAAUCAAGUAGUUAUAUUUGUGAAAUCAGUACAGAGAUGUACAGCUUUAGCUCAACUUUUAACUGAACAAAAUUUCCCUGCAAUUGGAAUUCAUAGGGGUAUGACUCAGGAAGAACGAUUAACGAAAUACCAAUCAUUUAAAGACUUUCAACAGCGCAUUCUGGUGGCUACAAAUCUUUUUGGUCGCGGUAUGGAUAUAGAACGAGUAAAUAUUGUAUUCAAUUACGAUAUGCCUGAAAGUUCUGAUACUUAUCUCCAUAGAGUAGCUCGCGCAGGACGAUUUGGCACCAAAGGAUUGGCUAUUACUUUCGUUAGUGACGAAAGUGACGCAAAAAUCUUAAAUGAUGUACAAGAAAGAUUUGAUGUGAACAUUACAGAAUUACCAGAAGAGAUAGACUUAGCUUCAUACAUUGAAGGACGAUAAGGAUUUGCUGAAACUUCAAAUUUCCUCAUCUAAUUUUCUAAAACAUAAACUCGACUUCUCUAGUUAUUCAAAGUAUCAAUUGUGAACUUGCAGUUUCAUUAUAAUUUUUGUAUUCGUACAAAAAAUUACAUUUCAUUGUAAAUUCAUUGACAUACUUUUGUAAUUGUGAUCCAUUAUCAGUUGUAAGAUUAAUUUCUGUAAAUUUAACAGAUUUUAACUUAAACAUAUUAUCUAAUUUCCUAAAAUACAAAACUGACUUAUCUACCUAUUCAAAUGUGAACUUACAGAUUCACUAUGGUUUUUGUAUUUGUACAAAAAAAUGCAUUUUUUGUAGAUUCAUUAAUAUAUGCUUUUGUAAUCGUGAUCCACUAUCAAUUGUAAAAUUUUUUU
Phymastichus coffea is the source of this 1776-nucleotide messenger RNA. It is a transcript of the gene Hel25E, whose product is annotated as ATP-dependent RNA helicase WM6-like. Gene Ontology annotation, biological process: mRNA splicing, via spliceosome; mRNA export from nucleus. The coding region runs from base 109 to 1386 and encodes 425 amino acids. The transcript has 10 exons. The record is from RefSeq and is a predicted model, not a curated record. NCBI's taxonomy places the organism in Eukaryota, Metazoa, Arthropoda, Insecta, Hymenoptera, Eulophidae. Gene Ontology annotation, molecular function: ATP binding; RNA helicase activity; RNA binding.